UCGCCUUCCUGGCUUGUGCGAACCUACCCGCAAUUCGUCUCGGAUACACCCGGAACAACGUGAAUGGAGGGGCAGGUGUGACAGAACUUCGGUUCAACAGGUGCAACGAAGACCAAAAGCCUCCAUCAUGACAGUCAGUCCCCGCCUGCGGAAGUUACUUCCGCUUAUGGCCAUUACUUUCUUCUUCUUUUCAGCAAUUGGAUGCCUGACACCUUUCUUAAGUCUGCACUUAAGAUCUCUCGGUCUCUCCGACGAAGAGGCUGUAAUCAUCAAUACAGCGGCAGCGUUCAGCAGCCUUCUGGGUCCCGUUGUCGUCGGCCUCGUAUCCGAAAGACAUUCUGCCUACAAGUCGCUCCUGGUUCUUUCCCUGGUGUUCUCCGGAGCCGGCUACACGGCGCUGCUUGGUGUACCCAAGGUCGUCAGGAGUCCUCGGAAUCCGCUGGUGGAAUUCGAUUGUCCUUCUGGACUCUUCCUGGAACGAUGUCCCGAAUGGGACUCUUGCGUCGGCUCCGAACUCAACCCCCUCGGCCUCGCAACAUUCCGGGUCUCCAACUGUCACUACCAGUGCGGCGAGAACCAGACGGCUGUCAAGCAGCCCAUCCAUUUCUGCUUCCUGAGUAACGAGGGCAACCUUUGCAUCAUCCACGAGGCCGGGACCCGGGACAACUCGACCACGGAGUUCGGGGCCAGCUUCUUGGCGAGUACGGCCAGAACGCUGUACGACGUGAGUGCCGGCAAGUUCCUGGACCACGGCAGCAAGAGGAGCGACGACCUCAUCGACGUGUGCAGCUUCGACCUCUUGGCGCCCAUUGUGGUGAACCAGAAGCAGUUCGCAGACUACGAGUGCCGGCCACAUCCCGACGGCUGCAUCAUCCGCUGCUCGGUGGCGGUCGCCGACAACCUGGGACGUCGCAUGCACUCGGCGCCUUGCGUCGAGAUCAAGGGCGACCCACAAACCACCUUCUGGGCGACGCUAGCUUUGAGAGUCUUCGCGGACCUGUGGUUGGUGACGUCCUUCUACCUCAUCGAAGCCGUCACCAUCUUGUCCAUUAACGACUUCAACGGACUCUACGGUCGAAUCAAGUUUUGGGGCGCAUUGGGCAUGACCAUCUUUUCGGCAGUCACGGGCGUCCUCAUCGACUACUACACGGAGGUAACCGGCGGCGGACCUGACUUCUCGCCCGCUUUCUUUGUCUUCGACGGCCUCGCCCUGGUAGCUUGCGCCCUCGUAGCUGUUCUUCCGGCGGUCGAGGACAAGAAGGUAAACCAGGUCCUCCACUACGGCCUGGGACAAGAGCCUCGGUUCUGCUCCCUUGACAUGACCUUUUUGCUGUUCCUUGUCCUCUUGCUGGGAAUCAUAUGGGGUUAUCUUGAGACCUAUCUGCACUGGAUGUACUCCGAGAUGGGCUCCAGUCACCUGCUGGUCGGUCUGUCGCUGGCGUUGCCCAUGGGCUGUGCCUUGCCAUUCUUGGCCAUCGCCAAGAACCUGGUUAGGAACAUCGGGAGAGCCAACCUGGUUGUGUUCGGGUUUCUCUUCUACGCGACGAGGGCGGCUGGACUGUCCUUCGUCACUGCCCGGUGGUGGACCACGCCGUUCGAAGCGAUGGAAACGUUCACUCUGCCCGUGCUCUGGGUGGCGCUGGUCGCCUACGCGCAGAAGCUGGUUUCCGUUCAGCAGCGGCUGACCAUCCAGUGUGUUCUCAUCAUCCUACAUUUCUGCAUAGGACGGGGCACAGGCAGCAUCGCCGGCUUCUUCUUGAACGACGCCUUCGGCCAGCGCAACACCUUCCGCGGCAUCGCGGUGGUGUCGGCCAGCGUGGGCCUGCUCUACCUGUUCCUCUACCACACCUGCCUGCGGAGGGUUCGCAGGAGGCACCGGAGGCACCAGUCCGUGAUGCCAGCGACCAUCAACGGCGGCUGGUACCCGAUGCAGAACCCCCGCGCCAACGGGGACACCCCGGCCCACAGACCCAUGAUGGGAGACCAGGACGACUCGGACACCGGGGGCUUCGAGGAUCGGGACAACUGGUCAAAGAGGAACAGAAACUGACCGAGCGGUCCGAGCCGCGGUUUCAGCCUCCUCUUGACUCUGCGCAGCGUCUCGGGCGCCCGCGUACGCUGCGCCAUCUUCAUUGUGUUUGCAGAAAACGACUCGGUGUGUAUAUAUACAGGCCAGCGGGCACUGUUUACCAAACAAGCGGGCUCGUCCGCACCAGCUGUUGACAGUGCGCGUGCGCGGAAACCGGAUUCGCGUGAGGUGACGCUUUUGCGCAUGCGCCGCUUCGACAGCCGGACGCGGUGUGUACGGACAGAUCAUUGCUGGGAUGUACCCGGCACGACGUGGCGGUAUAGGCGUCAUGCACGCGUGCGUCGUAGCAGCGUUGUCCACCGAGAUCUCGGCGUCGUCAUAAGUUGUCCGCGGACAAGAGCUCCGUGUGGAGAACACCGACCGCCGUUGUAUCCGCGGCACGACGCCCGGAGCGGCCAAUCCUGACGC
Messenger RNA from Ixodes scapularis (black-legged tick), 2497 nucleotides. RefSeq lists its product as uncharacterized. Lineage: Eukaryota; Metazoa; Arthropoda; Arachnida; Ixodida; Ixodidae. The record is from RefSeq and is a predicted model, not a curated record. Gene Ontology annotation, cellular component: membrane. The transcript has 5 exons. Bases 128 to 2050 code for a protein of 640 amino acids.